Kluyveromyces lactis is the source of this 825-nucleotide messenger RNA. It is a transcript of the gene FPY1, whose product is annotated as flavin adenine dinucleotide pyrophosphatase. The transcript has a single exon. The record is from RefSeq and is a predicted model, not a curated record. The coding region runs from base 1 to 825 and encodes 274 amino acids. Lineage: Eukaryota; Fungi; Ascomycota; Saccharomycetes; Saccharomycetales; Saccharomycetaceae.
AUGUCUGGAGUGAACGCUGCUUGCUUGAUCAUUGGUGAUGAAGUCUUGAAUGGAAAGAUCACAGAUACGAACAGUAGGUUUUUCGCUCAAUAUUGUUAUAAAUUAGGUAUAAACCUUAAGGAAAUAGUCACUGUUGGUGACGACGAAGAUCAGAUCGUUGAGACUUUACGUAGGCUAAGUGCCAAAAAUGAUUUUGUUGUAACAAGUGGUGGAAUAGGCCCCACUCAUGACGACAUUACUUAUGAAUCAGUUGCAAAGAGCUUUAAUCUUCCAGUUGCCAUUGACCCAGAAUGUAAGGAGAGAAUGCACAAAAUUUCCUCACCAGAGUCAAGAUUAAGUGAGCAAGCUUUGAAAGAUUAUUACCGUAUGGCUACUUUACCCCAGGGAGAUUCCGUGAACAACUAUUACAUGGUCGAAGAUUACUGGGUUCCUAUAGUUUCAGUUGAAAACAAAGUAUUUGUUCUACCAGGGAUUCCACAGAUGUUUGAAGAAUUGUUAGACUCACUUACCGCUACAGUGAGGAAACUAUACAAUUUAAGCCCGACCAAGGAAGAAGAUUUCAGAAGAUAUUUCGUAAAGACACAGCUAUCGGAGUCAGAAAUCUCUCAAUACUUGAGAGAAAUGCAGUCACGUGCGAACGAGGUCUCCACAGAUAUCAAGAUUGGUUCAUACCCACACUUCGGUCAGGGUUUCAAUACAGUUAGCAUAUUAGGCGUCAAAAAGUACGAUGGAUUUCUAAGGGAUAUCACUCAACAGACAAUACAACAACUGAAAGGGGAGGAAAUCACUGAAGACCAAGAAAGAGCGUAUUCGGACAGUAGAUAA